UCAAUUCAUCUGUAGGGGUUUGGGGUCAGGCAUUGCUUUGGGUCGGUCCUUCGUGUUACGAGGCAGAUCGAGUCCCAACAUGGCGGCAGUGGUUAGCGAAGAGGAGGCGCAGUUGCAAGAGAUGGAGGAAGAGGCGGAGGCGUCAGGGGCUGUCGGGGAAGAGAAGGAGCUGGAGUCCGAAGACGAGGAAGAAAUGGGACCCGAUGGCUCUGAUGCAGAGGGAGACGAAUCCUCGGAUGACGAAAAAGAAAUCCAAGCGGAGAUCCAGCGUUUGGAGGAGCAGCUGUCCAUCAAUGCGUUUGAUUACAAUUGCCAUGUGGACCUGAUUAAGCUACUGCGCCAGGCAGGGGAGCUGGUGAAACUCCGCCGGGCUCGGCAGAAAAUGAGCGAGCUCUUCCCGCUCACUGAAGAAAUCUGGCUGGAUUGGCUGAAGGAUGAGAUUCGCAUGGCAGAGGAAGAGUCUGACCGAGAGAAAGUGUACGAGCUCUUUGAGAAGGCGGCCAAGGAUUAUAUCUGUCCUGAAAUCUGGCUGGAGUAUGCACAGUACUCUAUUGGGGGGAUUGGAAGUCAAGGGGGGGUAGAGAAGGUACGGGAAAUCUUUGACAGGGCUCUGACUGCUGUGGGGCUGCACAUGACCAAGGGAGCAGCUAUCUGGGAAGCCUACAGGGAGUUUGAGAAUGCCAUUCUGGGAACUUUACAGCCAGCACCAGGUAGCGUUCCCACUCCAGAACAGCAGGAGGUGCUGAAUGCACAGCUGAACCGAAUCCACAUGCUGUUUCGACGGCAGCUUGCUAUCCCUUUCCUAGAUAUGGAGGUCACAUAUGCAGAGUAUGGAGAAUGGUCAGACAAGCCCAUCCCAGACUCCGUUACUCAACUUUAUAAGAAGGCACUACAGCAGAUGGAGAAAAGCAAGCCAUAUGAGGAGGCCUUGCUUGUAGCUGAGCCACCCAAGCUUUCUGAAUACCAGACCUACAUUGAUUAUGAGUUGAAGGAAGGGGACCCGGCUCGAAUUCAGACCAUCUUUGAACGGGCAGUGGCUGAGAACUGCCUUGUGCCUGACAUGUGGGCCAAACUGACCCAGUACCUGGAUAGACAGUUGAAGAUUAAAGACUUGGUGCUCUCCUCUCACGACCGGGCUGUUAGGAACUGUCCUUGGACGGUGGGACUCUGGAAGAGUUACCUUCUCGCUUUGGAAAGGCAUGGAGCUGAACAUAAAACUGUGUCAGAUAUCUUUGAAAAAGCCCUGAAUGCUGGCUUCAUCCAAGCAACAGACUACGUGCAUAUCUGGCAGGCGUACCUUGACUACCUUAGGAGGCGAGUGGAUUUCAGCAAAGAGUCCAGUAAGGAGCUGGAGGAGCUCAGGUCUGCAUUCGCUCGGGCUCUCGAUUACAUGAAGCAGGACGUGGAGGAGCGUUUUGGUGAAAGCGGCGACCCCUCUUGUAUGAUAAUGCAGAACUGGGCAAGGGUGGAGGCAUUACACUGUAAAAACAUGCAGAAGGCCAGGGAACUGUGGGAUAGCAUCAUGACAAAAGGGAACGCCAAGUUUGCCAACAUGUGGCUGGAGUACUACAAUCUAGAGAGGUGUCACGGGGAUGCACAGCACUGCAGGAAGGCUUUGCUUCGAGCUGUCCAGUGCACCUCUGACUACCCUGAACACGUGUGUGAGGUCCUCCUUUCCUUCGAGAGGGUGGAGGGUACUCUAGAGGACUGGGACACGGCUGUGCAGAAAACAGAAACCAAACUGUCCAGAGUCAAAGAGCAGAGAGCCAAAGAUACAGAGAAAGAAGCUCUCCUUGCCAAGCAGGAGGAGGAAAAGGCUGAGCAGAAGAGGAAGAAGAAAGCACAGAAAAAGAAAGCGGGGCGAGCCGGAGAGAAGAGGAAGGCUGAGGAGGAGGAGGAGGAUGAUGAGGAUGAGUGGGGAGAUGAGUCAGAACAACCCGCCAAGAAGCACCGGGGAGAGGGGGGUGAGACGAUGGAGACAGAGAGUGGGAUGUUCAGUCGGAAGGCUCCCUUCCAGAAGACUUCACAAGUGCCUGCAGCUCAGAAAGCCAGGGCUACAGCCAGGCCGGUCCAGCAGGUUCCCGACGAGAGCCGCAAGGACCAUUUGAGCGUCUUUGUAAGCAACCUGCCCUUCAGCUUGGAGGACCCUGAGAAGAAGCUGCGGGACGUUUUCCAUGGCUGCGGGCCCAUUGAGCAGGUCCGCCCCGUCUACAACCCCCAGGGCACCUUCCGCGGGUACUGCUACGUGCAGUUUGAGAGCCAGAUCUGUGUGCAGGAAGCGCUGAAGCUGGACCGGAAGGAGAUAAAUGGCAGGCCCAUGUUUGUCUCGCCCUGUAUUGACAAGAACAAGAACCCAGACUUCAAGGUGUUCAAAUACAGCACUUCUAUGGAGAAACACAAGAUCUUCAUCUCUGGCCUCCCUUUCUCUUGCACUAAAGAACAGCUGGAGGGGAUGUUCAAAGAACACGGCACAGUCAAAGAUACCCGGCUGGUCACUAACCGUUCUGGGAAGCCAAAGGGCCUGGCAUAUGUGGAGUUUGAGAACGAAGCACAGGCCUCCCAUGCGGUGCUGAAGAUGGACGGGACGGUGUUCCAGAAUCACACCCUGAAUGUGGCCAUCAGUAACCCGCCCCGGAGGAACCUCUCAGACAAGCCAGAGUCCAGCAGGGCGAUGGGAUCCAUGAUGCCACCACAGGUCUUUGGAGUAAGAGGAAGGGGCCGCACACAGCUGUCUCUGCUACCGAGAGCGUUGCAUCGUCAAAGUGCCCCGGAGUCGAAGACUGAGAACGGGACACUGCAGAGCCGAACUGGAAAGCCUGUGCAAGAGACCUCAGCGACGGCACCACAGAAACAGAUGUCCAAUGCGGACUUCUCCAGAUUAUUAAUGAAGAAGUAACGGGUGGACGUUGAGAGGGCUCAGCCUGGGGGAGCAAUGAGAAAACUGCCUUUUACGGAAACCAUAUUGUGUCCUUAAUGAAAAGAAAAACAUGUAUGUUGUGAUUUGUGCUGUAAAUAUUUAAAAAUCCCUGUAGCCAAUUGUAUGAAAAAAGGGUUAGUUAGCCAGGGCUCCAUAGAUACUGAAACCAGGUCAGAGGAGGUAUAAUAGAGACGGGCAGGACGGAACAGUCUGUGUUUAGUAUUAGAGAUUGGUAAGCCUGGACAAGUCGAGGGUUGGAUGUGCUUUACUAUUCGGUUCUGUGAAGCUCAACUCAGAAUAAGUGAAAACCAAAUACAUUUGAAAUCAGGUUUAUUCCCCUUGUGUUUUGGUUUCUUAAGCAGUUAUUGUUAUCUUUUGCCUUUUUUAAUGGCAGAGAAUUUUAAAGGGGAAAAUCCAAUCUGAAUUUUCUGUGCUGCAUUUAUUAUUUUUUUCAAACAAUUCUAUUUGGCAUGUAUUGAAGCCUUGACUCUGUGGGGCCACUGAAGUGGCUACAUUGCACGAAGAUCCAGCAGUGUGCGAUGAGGACAUUGCUGCAUGGAGGCAGGCUUGCGAUUUGUAUUUUUUGUUUUUAUACAGAAACAGGUGUUCUAUUAGCUCUUUGUUUAUCUUGUAGAGUGAGUACAUCAGUGUAAGCUUACCUAUCUCAAACUGUAAUUCUGCAAAAACAAAAUAAGGUUGAAGAGAAUAAUGCAAAUUUCAUUUGUAUCUACUGUAGUCUAAGCUUAUUAGUUUCCAAUGUUGUGUCCUGCAUUUACAUGCCGUUAUGUAGGACUGUGUCAAAAAAAGUAAUGCAUUAGAAGUAAACCCGUGCUCCUGCCCACUUGAUAGACAAGCACGCUUGAUCAAAAGGGGGAACCUCCUUCAACACAGUUUCAAACGCUACCUUAUUUUGUCUUCUGCUACUUUAUGUUGGUAUACUAGUUACAGGCUGAUGUUUUUUGUAAAGCCUUUCCAUUAGAAUCCAGUGUCCAGGCUGGUGAUGAGAUCUCUCACAUUGAGGGUGUUUAUUUAAAAUGUAUUAGUCUUUGUUAAGUAAUUAGUAUUGCAAAGGUACAAUCCCAGCAAGGGCCUCUUAAUAUGAAUGCUGUCAGUAUAAAUGGAAGCAAGCCAGUUCCACCAUGCAUGGUUUCCUGAGCUUUCCUGGAGAUUUAGCCAGUUGUUUUGAAGCUUUUCCCAGAAGUAAUUGUGGAAUGGCUUCAUAGCUAGCCUUUUUUGUUUUAUUAAAGAACACUUUUAGAGUCUGUUUGAAUCGGGUGUUCAGUGCUCACUUGGUUGGCUGUAGUUUUGUAUAGCAUUUAUAUGUUUUAAAAAGGACAAAUUAAGCGAUUUGCUAACUAGUGACAUUUUUCACCGCAGUGGCCUAUUUUAGUAAAAAUUAAAUAAAAGAAAUAACGCUAACGUUUGUUGUUCAAUGUUCCGUAUAAGAGGGCGAUAUUCAAAUUGUAUUAGUUUGAAAAUGUAACUUUUUUUUCCUUCUUUUGUAUUUAAAUAUGUUGGUCCAUUUGUGCUGACCUUGAUGUUAAGAAGUAUACUGGCAACCUGAUUAUGAAUUUAUUCAGCUUUUCUUUUUAAGUGCCAACUGGGCAAGUGUACAUGGACCAUUUUAAAGUGUGUAACUCCUCCCCACCAUUUCACUUCACUUAUUUACUUUUCAUGAUGUGAAUUGUAUAAAAAAUGAAGACCAUAAUCGUGCCCUGUGUUUGGAAUUUUUGUUGUGAAGCACUGUAUAUGCAUCUUCCCUCUUUUAUAUUUCGAUUCCUUAGCAUUCUAGCCCAGUGUCUCUUUAACCAAUAUUCAAUUGCAAUUCUCUUGACAGUCUUAUUUGUAUUACAGAGUAUGCUUUACCCACAUUUACCAUGUAAUUGCUGGUGCAAAAUCAACUGAACCGCUGUAAAGGUUGUCCACAAGAAAACAAACACAGGGUUUAUGUAGGAAAAUAGUUUUUUUUUUUUUUUUUAUUUCGUAUUUCAUACAAAGUUCAAAUCACUAUUGUCCUACCAGGCAAGGGAACCCACGACAGCCACACUACCCAUCUAUUAGUCGAGUCAUGACUUCCAGAUCCAGAGUUGGUUGCAUCUUGUCCCCUCAUAGCUUGGAUUAUUUGAACUGGUCGCAAUCAUCUUAUUACUUUGCACAUGUGUAGUUGCUUACCCCCGUUCUGCUAUAGCAACCC
Molecule: messenger RNA, 5111 nt
Organism: Polyodon spathula (Mississippi paddlefish)
Lineage: Eukaryota; Metazoa; Chordata; Actinopteri; Acipenseriformes; Polyodontidae
Product: squamous cell carcinoma antigen recognized by T-cells 3-like
Exons: 19
Coding region: 80-2896 (938 amino acids)
Biological process (GO): RNA processing
Molecular function (GO): protein binding; RNA binding
Source: RefSeq, a predicted model, not a curated record